This is a messenger RNA of Phaeoacremonium minimum UCRPA7, 591 nucleotides long. RefSeq lists its product as hypothetical. NCBI's taxonomy places the organism in Eukaryota, Fungi, Ascomycota, Sordariomycetes, Togniniales, Togniniaceae. Bases 1 to 591 code for a protein of 196 amino acids. The record is from RefSeq and is a predicted model, not a curated record. The transcript has a single exon.
AUGGAAUACAUAGAGAGGUGGCUCCUUUUGACAACCAAGAAUAUCCUGCGGGGCGGAGUUAUAGACUCGGCCCUGGUCCAUGAAAGCCAGCGACUGUUGUUACAGACAUAUGAUGAGAACACGGAUGCCUUCAAGGACACGACCACGGCACUACAAUUGGCAGAAGCCCACCUGGCAGGAAAGUACUGCUCACAAGAUGAGGUGGCGCCGGACUUGCACAGCGACCAGGCAUACCGUCAAGGACUCCUGGAAGCUCUCGCCAAGGCAAUGGACGAGGAGCAGCCGUGGCCAAAGGAGAUACAAACCGUCUUUGACCAGGAGCUCACGACCUUCUCGAGCGUGCUCACGGACAAUGGCACGUGCGCGAUCGUGUUGCGCCUGGACAAUACCCUCGAGAUUGGAGAUGUUGUAGUCUGCGGCGUGGAGGAGGAUGCCGGAAAGGCGAUGAACGCGGCCCUCUUACGCCAUACCGGCACGACGAACGAGUAUAGCUUUGUAGGGAUGGUACAGUCUCAGCCGUGGCACUUUCUCGAGACCUACGUCAAGAAUAUCAUUGAGACGGCGGUGCCUGAGGAGCUUGUCAUUGUGUAG